CGCAACAUUUGUUGCCUGUCUACAUAGAAUUUUUAUACAACUCUUUAGUACAUAUCUUUUUACGCAUAUAUUCACAAAUCCGUGGCCAGUCGAAUGGAGGAGGCUCAAGUGGAUAAACGAAUUCGAUUGCAGGACUUGCCGGCUGAGGUGCUGCAUAUGGUCAUGGGCCAUUUGGACCUAUAUCACCACAAGUUGCUGCGGGAAACUUCGGAGGAACUGAAGCAAAUCAGCACGGCGUACAUAUUGCAUCAUCACAAGGCCUACGAGGUGGCCCAUUCGGAAGGAACCUCGGAGAAGGAGCAGAGUAGCGCGAAAAGGAUCAUGCUGCAGGUCCUGCGCACGACAAUUAGCUACUUUUCCGACGAAGACAGUGAAUCCGACGUAGCCAUCAGUCUGCUGCACUUCCACUCUAAGGAGGCUGUUUUUUAUAACGAAGCUGACCAUCUGGGCAAGUUCCUUGCCCAUUUCCUGUUCCUCAAUGAGCGAACGUUCAACGUAUUCAGUGCUGAGAGACUGAAGCUUAAGCGCCUCCAUUACACAAUGGCAAUUUUCGGCCUAUUGCGACAAUUUCGAAAUUUUAGAAUCCUGGGAUUCGGUAAGACCAUUUGGCACUGGAACGUGGAGGUCGAAUUGAGCAACACAUUCAUCGGUGUCAUUGGAGAGGCAAAGGCCAGCUUCAAUACUGUGGAGUCCCAACGACGCAUCUACUUCAUUUCCAUUCUGGCCGAGCUGCUCUUCCACGAGAAGAGCAAUCAGAACUAUGGUGGACAGAGGGGCUUGGAAGGCACUUUGUACACCUACAGUAUUCAGCCAAAUUCAAAAGCCAAGCGCACUCCUCGAAUGUUUAUAAAGUUUAUAGUGGAAGGUCCGCAGUUUCUAAUUGAUUACCUGAAGGACCUAAUUAGCGGAGACGAAGAUCCUCACAAUUCGUUCGACUUGCCACCAGGAACGGACUUUGCCAUUCGAGUUGAGACCAGGUGCUUUAAAGGACCCAAAUUUGUAUAUUUGGGAAAUCUGAACUUUAAUGUGUUGAGAUGGAGCGAACUAGUCGAUUGAAGAUGUAUGUGGACGAAAAUGCUAAACAAAUUAACGAUCAUGUAACAUUUAAUUUGAAUACAAGAUAUUUGACGUUUUAUAU
This is a messenger RNA of Drosophila melanogaster (fruit fly), 1138 nucleotides long. RefSeq lists its product as uncharacterized. The transcript is spliced from 4 exons. The coding region runs from base 94 to 1056 and encodes 320 amino acids. NCBI's taxonomy places the organism in Eukaryota, Metazoa, Arthropoda, Insecta, Diptera, Drosophilidae. The record is from RefSeq and is marked reviewed.